This is a messenger RNA of Aspergillus versicolor CBS 583.65, 1011 nucleotides long. RefSeq names its product putative C2H2 transcription factor. The coding region runs from base 1 to 1011 and encodes 336 amino acids. The record is from RefSeq and is a predicted model, not a curated record. The transcript has 2 exons. NCBI's taxonomy places the organism in Eukaryota, Fungi, Ascomycota, Eurotiomycetes, Eurotiales, Aspergillaceae.
AUGCUGCUUGCUACAAGUCUAUCUGACGGUCUUCAUGGAAUGCCACACCACUGCGACUACAACCACUACGACUCCCACCGCAUUAUAAAGCAACAUAGCGGAAAGGCAUGGAAGAUGGAAGACAACAGAGCUAGAAGACAACGCUACGAGGUACCCUACACGACAGCAGCCAUGGACAGCAGCCUCCUGCUCCCAGACGACUCGAUGCUCUACACCUCGCAAGCAUCCUUCGCCCCCAUGUCCAGUCAACCGGCCGUUCACCUGCCAGAGGAGUAUCUCCCGUACGGCAGCCAGCUCGACGGCUCUUCCUACUACCCAGCACCUCAGGCUCAGCCCUACAUCUCGCACCAAUCCCCAUACUACAACAUCGCAGCAAACCAAGCCCAACCAAGCUCACAAUGGCUUCACCCGUCACACGCCUCCACCUCUGCAUCUAGCCCCCGCCAUCAUCACCAUCAUCAUCACCACCACCACGCCACAUCCUACCAAGAGUCCAUCCCAUCCAUCGCCUCUUCCGACCUCGACCCAGACUUCGACGUCGACAUGGACAUGGACCUCGACCUCGACCUCGACCCCCAAACAACCACUGCCAGAGGAGACCUGCUCCUCUCCUCCCCAUCUCCGAACCCCCCAUCCCGCACCCCCUCAACCAACUCGUCAAACUCAAAAGACCUGACCCUCUACGGCACACCAUCAUCCACCCACCCAGGCGCCUGGCGCUGCGCAUACCCAAACUGCACCUCGCCGUCCCUCUUCCGCCGCGGCUGCGACCUGCGCAAGCACUAUAACCGACACAGGAAGCACCUCUUCUGCCGGCACGACGGGUGUCCGCAGUCAAACCCGCAGGUCCCUGGUGCUGGGUUCAGCAGUAAGAAGGACCGUGAUCGUCAUGAAGCGAAGCAUAACCCCGGCAUUAUGUGUGAGUGGGCUGGGGAGGGUUGUACGAGGGUCUUCUCGCGCGUGGACAACAUGAAGGACCAUGUGAGGAGGAUUCAUUUGAGGGUUAACUAG